UUGUGUUUUGACGUAUAAUAGCUAACUACUUUUCUUUUUGUUUCAUUCUUGGUAGACAACUAGCAAACGAGAGACGUUUCGGAGGACCUGCAUCUCGCCAUCCUCCAUACACCGGCGUCACAGUUUAUUAUUAUCUUGAAGACAAUCAAGACUGACACGUAUUUGUUGUUCGGGUCGGACGAUGCAUAUUCGGUUCUAAUAAAGGCUAGCUAGCUGGCUCUGGCUGGUACUUAUCAAAGCGGUUCAGUGAAACAGCCAGCUAACGGAGCUGCGAUGGAGGAGUUGAGCGCAGACGAGAUCCGCAGAAGGCGACUGGCAAGAUUGGCAGUGGGACAGACGUCACAGCCCGGCACCCCUCUCAGCACACCUGUGACAUCUCCACAGAGAGAGACCCCCCCUGGACCCCUCCCUGGACCCUCAGGUGUCGCACCCCAGCCCCUGCCACCAGCUUCCUCUCAAUCAUUGGGGCUCAAUGUACACAGUGGUACCCCUGCCAUGUCCCCUGUGGGCACCUCCGGGGUGGUCUAUGGUAGUCAGAGCAGCGAGGGCGUGAGCUCCCUCUCCAGCUCCCCCUCCAACAGCCUUGAGACUCAGUCCCAGAGUCUGUCCCGAUCACAGAGUAUGGACAUUGACACUGCCUCCUGUGAAAAGAGCAUGUCCCAGGUGGAUGUGGACUCAGGGAUAGAGAACAUGGAGGUGGAGGACAGCGAUCGCAGGGAGAAGAGGAACUUGCCUGAAAAGGAAGCCUCUGCAAACUCAGACGUCUCGGAAGAACAAGCUCUGCAGCUCAUUUGUAAGAUCCUCCGCGUAUCGUGGAAGGAGCAGGAUAGAGAUGUCAUCUUUCUCCCGUCAAUGGCUGCAGAGUUUCACCAGAACCCUAAAGAUGUAUACUCUGACUUUAAAGACUUGAUCGGCCAGAUCCUGAUGGAAGUCUUAAUGAUGUCCACCCAGUCCCGAGUCCACAACCCUUUCGCCAGCUUGACCGCCACCUCUCAGCCAAUUGCAGCAGCCAAAUCCCCAGACCACCGUCUGACGCUAGUGCAGCCCUCCAGCCAAGGUGGCAGCCCCAUGGGCCCCAGUGCAGGGUCCUUUGGAGCCAGCUCCCUGUCCAGUCUGUAUGGGUGUGGUAGUCCUCAGUCGAUGGCAUUGGAUGCAGCUAAGAGGACCUCCCCAUCUCUCCCCGCCCCUACUACACCCACUGUACCCUCCACACCCUCUACCCCACAAUUCAUAGUGCCCCCGAGCCCACCCGCUAGUGCUACUCCACGACAUAUACUCAACUCUCCAUCUGCCCCAAUGCCCAUCUCACAACGCUAUCGGCCUUACUCUGUCACCUCUCCUUGGGGGGCUCCUUCCCCAGCUAGUCCUGGUCAAAGCGGAUUUACUUUCUUAGGACCCUCUCUGAGCCCUGCAGGGCCCUCUGUUCCUCCUAACACCCCAGUUCCUGUGCCACCUCCCAGCCCCCAAUCCCUCUCCUUGAGCUCACCCAGGGUUCCCAACCAACCCUCCUCCACAUCCCUUUCCAUGGUGCCCCCUUCUCCCAGAUCGAAUACCCGACAGGCCGCCUUUGCUUCCAGGAUCCCACCGUCUAGCCCCUUGUCGGUCCUGUCCUUUGCCCUCUCUGACAUGUCUCAGGACAGCAGUGAUGACGAUUCUGAGGAGGAGGAUUUUGCACGGGUUCAGUUUGGGUCCAGUCUCGGUGCAUCUGGAGGAGUAAUGUCCUGCAAUUCAGCCAGCGACCGCUUCACCAUUGAGACUUGCAAAGAGACAGAGAUGCUGAACUACCUCAUUGAGCGUUUUGACAGUGUUGGCAUGGAGGAGAGAAAAGCUCCCAAGAUUUGUAGCCAACCAAAUGUCAGCCAGCUUCUCAGCAACAUUCGCUCUCAGUGUAUUUCUCAUAUUUCCCUGGUCCUGCAAGGCACCUUGACCCAGCCACGGAGCCCUCUGCAUCAGUCUUUGCUGGUACCUUAUCUGCUGUGUCGAAACCUUCCAUAUGGCUUUAUUCCAGAGCUGGUGCGCAUCACCCACCAGGAGGAAGGGGCCUUCAGUCAGAUCUUCACUCCCAUCCUCCAUGGGCUGGCUCUUGCAGUGAAAGAAUGUUCCUUCGACAGUGACAACUUUAAAUUUCCCCUUAUGGUAAUGAGACGUUGUCCUGGUCUGACCAAUACUGUAGUACCAAGCAUGAGUUGAGACUCAAUGUAGUUCAAGGAGGAUUUGCAGUACAAAAGGAAUGAAUGAGGUCCUGGGAGCCUGUGGGGGCAACCUGUCUGCUCAGUUGAUGGGACGGCUCUAGAUGUACAGCAUAUGUAUCGGUGUGCUUCAAUGUUCAAUAUGCUAGUGUUGCCAUUCUGCUGCUUCUCCUCUUGGAUGGAUAUGAUAAUCCUGUUCUUCCUACUUUGACAAUAUAAUUAACUUUUAUCUCACUCUCCAUCCAUGCACAAAGCAAUAUAGUCUGAUUUGGGCCCUCUGGGCAUUUGGUGUAUUCAAGUAGUUCAAGUAGUUGGCGUGUAUGAUAUUUUGUGAUGUUGGUUCUAAUUGUCGUCUUACAAAUGCAUCAAGUAGAUUAUAUAUUGAAGAAUCCACUAGGGGGAGAGUAAUCAAAGUACUUUUCAGGAUUGUUUUAAUUGCAAGUUCCGUUUCCAUGGCGCGGCUAUUUAACCUGAAAUAAUAAUAAUAAUAAUGGAGACGUAUGUUAGAGGCAUUUUUUAACUGGUUCCAAUCGCAGAAUAUGCACCGUCUUUAUCGCAGCGCAAGGAAUUACAACCGAGGUAAUGACUGCAUAGUUUACAGACAGAAAACAGUUUGAGAAUGAAUCUUCUUCUUCUUAAAAUGAACUAUUUUUUUUGCCGUAGACCACUAGAUUUUAUUGUACAUGUAACUGUACCGUAGAGUGGUUCUAAGAUAUUUGUUUACAUUUGGUAAACUUAUUUUCCUUCUGGUGUCAGUGUAAAGCUUAUACAAUUGAUUGGGAACAUGUGUCCAGCCUCUAUCUCCUCUCAGUCACUGUUGUACAGAAUAUAUCUCUCCCAACGCCAGAUACAGAGGUUCCUCCACGCUAAACUAUUUGGUGUUUGUCUCAUGUUUUUGGAUACCAGGUUAAAAUGUUAACGUUUCCCAAACCUGGAUUAAUUAAAGCAAAUCAGAUUUGGGGCAUCAAGCGAACAGAAUGUGGCAUUAUAUAUCGGGAUUAGAGAUGUCGCUGUUUUGAGUCUCAUAUUUAGCGUUCAAGUCUAUUUUUAGAGGCCAAAAUUGAAUUCAAAUACACGUUCAAGGCUUCUUCUGAGGGUUUGAGUUGCACAGUUGUGUUUCUGAGGUUCAAUUAAUGUAUACUUUAUAAAAGAGGUCUGUGGUGGAAAGGUAGUGAACAGUCUCCCCUCCAUGAUGACUUGGACUUUUAAAAAAGAGGGCCAGGUCUGAGCCGGCUGAGAUGGGAGUGCCUUUUUUCCGAUCAUAGCGCAAUUAGCAGGUCUAACAAAAACACUCAUCCGCGCUCUUUUAUUGAGGCCAUUUUUGUUUGUUUAUUUUUUAUUUGUGUUUGUUUAAUGCUAGAUUUCUUACAGAGCUGGGGAUUACAUCUUGUUUCAGUUUGUUGUAACAGUAGUCCACUGCUAGUUUUAUUAAAAGUGAAAACGUUUUACAUAGAUGUCACGUGUCCAUGUUGAUGUGUAGAGCAAGUAGAUCCAUAUUGUAUGUUCAAUAGAUAUUGUACUAAAUCAUUGACGGAUACACCUUUAAAAAGAUGUACAGUACAUUAUGAAAUUGCUUUGGCAGCAUACAUGGGUAUACUGUUAACGACCUAUUUGUGUAUAGUGGAAGGUAAUUUUGAACAGCGUCCUAUUGCCUGAGUUGUUGAGAAAUGAUUUUGAGGGCAGCAUGAAAUUCACAAGAACCAGAGUAUAAGCCUGUCGAAAUUCUCCGUUUCAUGACGUCAAACACUUAAUGUCCAUAUUUCAUCUGCAAUUUUAAAGUCCACCACCAUGGGUCACUGAUACGUGCACACUGAAUCAUGAGUCAAGUCUCCACUGGGACUCCACCACCUCCAGUUUUCUGGGCUUGGCGCUGUCUGACCAGCCCCCGAGCUCAGUGUAAGUUGGUUGAAUUGAAUGUCACUGCCUAACAAACUGAAAUGCAGCCAGACUGUUAUUACAAUAAGAUUUAAGGGGAAUUUAAUUUGCAUGAACCACAAGUUUGUGUACGUUCCAUGUGGGGUUGUGAGACAGGAGACGUGACACACUACUGAUUCUCAGAAUGUCUGUUUCACACGUCCACGACACUCCAGAUAUAUAUAUUUUUCUUUUCUUUUAAAAAUGUGCUCAACACCGAAGGUGGCGAUGUUUUCAGGACGGUUGAAUGCUUCCUUUGUGCUUGUUGGAGCUGCUCUCACUUUUCUACCAAUUCAAAGGCAAAUUGUAGUGAAGUUGAUGCUUGCUCAUAAACAAAAUAAAGGAUGAUUGAGAUGGGGUAUAA
Pseudoliparis swirei is the source of this 4467-nucleotide messenger RNA. Its product is annotated as ubiquitin conjugation factor E4 B-like. The coding region runs from base 274 to 2190 and encodes 638 amino acids. Gene Ontology annotation, cellular component: ubiquitin ligase complex; nucleus; cytoplasm. The record is from RefSeq and is a predicted model, not a curated record. Lineage: Eukaryota; Metazoa; Chordata; Actinopteri; Perciformes; Liparidae. The transcript has 12 exons. Gene Ontology annotation, molecular function: ubiquitin-ubiquitin ligase activity. Gene Ontology annotation, biological process: protein polyubiquitination.